Messenger RNA from Saccostrea echinata, 2133 nucleotides. RefSeq lists its product as uncharacterized. NCBI's taxonomy places the organism in Eukaryota, Metazoa, Mollusca, Bivalvia, Ostreida, Ostreidae. Gene Ontology annotation, molecular function: calcium-dependent cysteine-type endopeptidase activity. The coding region runs from base 1 to 2133 and encodes 710 amino acids. The transcript is spliced from 9 exons. Gene Ontology annotation, cellular component: cytoplasm. Gene Ontology annotation, biological process: proteolysis. The record is from RefSeq and is a predicted model, not a curated record.
AUGGCCGGAAAUCGACACAGCAGCGAAGUUCCCUACCAGAACUAUGACAAACUGAAGCAGACUAUCCUAAUGAAACGACAGCGCGGGAAACAUGAACUGUUUGUAGAUCCUUCGUUUCCGCCGGAUCUUUCGUCACUGACGUACGUCUAUAUAGGAGACGAUCGAUACGAAAGGACCAAAUUUGCCAGACCACUGGACAUCUAUCCAAAUGGUACAUUCGCAGGCGUGUGCGGAGUUUGGAAUGUGCAGUUUCCAUGGAGACAUUUUAAGAAGCGAGCAUGGUUUGAAGCUGCUGUUCAAGUGCUCUCGUUAGCCGUCCGUUAUAUGGAAAAGGUCAUCCCUGGUUACAGAAACUGCGAACAGAACUUCGACGAGGAGUAUAUUGGGGCCUUUCAUUUUAACUUUUGGCGGUUUGGGAAGUGGGUGGAGACUACGGUAGACGACAAUCUCCCUGUUCUGGAUGGAAAGUUGAUGUACUGUAACGCUCAGGGAGAGCCACCAGAAUUCUGGGGAGCCCUUUUGGAAAAGGCAUACGCUAAGUUUAAUAAGGCCUAUGAGACAAUUGAAUAUGGCGAUGUUCUGGACGCGUUGACAGACUUGACGGGUGUUAUUUGUGAGUACUUUACCCCUGACGUCAACCCUCCGGAACAAUUUUUUUACACCCUGUAUAGCUCUGUUGUCAAUCGAUCACUGGUCGUCUGCUGGCGGAACGAAAAAAGACUUACUCGAACCGGAUUCAACUUCGAAGGGAAAGAAGACAUAGCAAGUGAUUUAGACAAUAAAAGAUAUUUGCACCUUGUAACAGCGGUCACGAAGUUCCCAUUAAUUGAUGGAAGAGAAGUAGAGGUUGUAAGGCUGAGAUGUUUCUUUCCUGGCGAACCAAAAUGGAAUGGAAAAUUCUCAGACAGAGAUGCCACCUCUUGGUUGGGAGUAAACAAAGAAUUUAACGAGAAAUAUACACCACUUAAAACUAAAGAAGACAACGAAUACUGGAUGACAUUGAAUGAUUUUCAAUGUAAUUUUGGUGGACUAAUUAUUUGUAGUGGUACAGAUCCUUACCGUGCGGAAGGAUUCGGUGUUAUGCGGUCCUACACUUGUAAGACUGAAAACUUGUCUGAUCUUGUUUAUAUUCUACAUUCUCAGAGGAGACUUUCAGAACGAAGAUCAUCGAGUCUUAAAGCAAAGGAUCAUGGAAGAUUGAGGAAUCAUGUCAAUGAAAAAGUAAAGAAAACUGAGAAAAAAAUCAACGAAAUUAAAGUGACGGAAACAAAUCUCACCGUGAAAAUGGACACUUGCCGACGUCAUAGCACCGGUGACGCAACAGUGACGUCAGAAAAUAUCACUCAUAUAUCAUAUCCUGGAUAUAUAACUGAUCACACGACACAAGGACAUAACAUCAAAUGCCAAAUGUUCACUUCCAGAAAACACCAUUCCUAUCCACACGAAGAAAUAUAUAAUAAUAUUAACACUAGGGUUUCUUUUGACCUGAAUAGCUCGAAUAGCACUUCGGACAUUUCAGUUAUAAUUUCUCGGCCACAUAGUGCACCUAUGUCGGCAGGGGAGACAGAUUCUAAGUAUGGUUCCUCAGGUUCAGUAUCUCAACUUACACAGAGCAACUUCCUUGCCACCAGAAAAGACUUUUUCCGACCCAGAGGAGGAUGGAAACAGAUUAUUGAGCAACACGGGAAAUGGACUAAAAAUACAAGUGGAAUAACUUCAUCCAAUCUGGAUGUACUGAGUAAGUGCUCCAGAAUCUCUAUAGCGUUAUCAAAAAAAGAAGGGGAUCCCAAGGAUCAACACCCUAGUUUAUCAAAGAAGAACCUGGUGCUAGUCUCACUGUUACAGGACUACAGACAUGGUGUGGAACACUCCAACAAUAUGCCAGUUCAGUUUGGACUUAGCUUGUUCAGGUGUAAAAAUGCCGAACAUGGAGAGAAAAAGCAUUUGUCCAAACUUCAGUUUAUUUUGAACGCUGAAUCCAAAUAUGAGGCAAGGGAAUUAAGAACAAGGAUAAGCCUCGAUGACGGUUGUUAUGUCGUUGUGCCAUACUGUUUGACAUCGGGUCAUGACGGUGAUUAUCUGCUCCGCAUAAUUGGAGAAAAAGAUCUGCUGGAAAACAAGAACGGAUGGUAA